This is a messenger RNA of Panicum hallii, 2193 nucleotides long. RefSeq names its product probable glucuronosyltransferase Os04g0103100. The transcript has 4 exons. Gene Ontology annotation, biological process: plant-type secondary cell wall biogenesis; glucuronoxylan biosynthetic process. Lineage: Eukaryota; Viridiplantae; Streptophyta; Magnoliopsida; Poales; Poaceae. The record is from RefSeq and is a predicted model, not a curated record. Gene Ontology annotation, molecular function: galactosylgalactosylxylosylprotein 3-beta-glucuronosyltransferase activity; xylosyltransferase activity. Gene Ontology annotation, cellular component: Golgi membrane. The coding region runs from base 621 to 1778 and encodes 385 amino acids.
CAUAGUCUUACAACGCAACACAUUGACAGAGGCGAAGACAAGAUCACAACAACCAGUCGUAGCACUAGUGCAGUAGCUGCUGCUGCUGCUGCUGCAAACCAAACUUUCGGCGGGCUGGGUUGCAAUUGCAAUUUGCAAGCCACAACACGGCAUUUGGAUUUGGCAGAUUUUGGGGGCUGCUGCCUGUGACGUGGUCUUCCGUUUCGGCUUCUUCUCCUUCGCUUCCUCGCUCGGUUUUCCUGGUCCACGGCGACCUCCCUUCCCGGUCAGGUCAGGGCUUCUCUUCCUCCUCCGUAUCGUCCCCCCACCCCACGCGGCCACGCCACGCCACCAACCCCGACCAAACCUUCUCUCUCUGCUCCACCUCCGCCCGUCGGAUUCGGGGCUGCCGCAGCCCAACUCCUGCUGACUUCAACAUCCCCCGCCAUUCGCGCCAUGAUUAUUCCUCCCCUCCCCUGCCCUCAGAGCUGCUACUACUACUAGUUGCCCGUUGCUGAUCCCCAUCCCUUCCCUCCCACCCACGCCGAGCUCUUCCCCGCAAUCCUCACCCAAAUCCAACAAGAGGACUAAGCAAGAACCUAGCUAACCAGCAGCCGGUACCCCAUCCGGCGGGGGCAUUCAUGGCGUCGAUCCGCCGGCCGCACUCGCCGGCCAAGCAGCACCUGCUCCGCCACCACCCCCCCUUCGGCCCCCCCUCCCAGCCCUCCUCCCCGCUCCGCCACUCCUCCUCCAGCUCCUCCUCCCCGAGGACCCACCACCACCUCGCCGCCGGCUACCCGCACCCCUUCCUCUUCCUCUCCCGCCGCCCGCUCCCGCGCUUCGCCGCCUUCUUCCUCCUCGGCUCCUUCCUCGGCCUCCUCCACUUCCUCUCGCACCUGCCCCACACCCCGCACAUCCGCCCGGCGGACUCCUCCUACUCCCCCAACCCCGUCGCGUCCGCAGCCGACCAGUUCCCCAUCCGGGUACAAGACGACGACGACGCCGCCGAUGACAACAGGAAGAAGCUGCUCAUCGUCGUCACGCCCACGCGCGCCCGCGCCGCGCAGGCAUACUACCUCGCCCGGAUGGGCCAGACGCUGCGCCUCGUCGACACGCCCCUGCUCUGGGUCGUCGUCGAGGCGGGCAAGCCCACGCCCGAGGCCGCCGCCGCGCUGCGCCGCACCGCAGUCAUGCACCGGUACGUCGGCUGCUGCGACAAGCUCAACGCAUCCUCCGCCGCCGCCGACCUCCGCCCGCGCCAGAUGAAUGCCGCGCUCGAGCUCGUCGAGAACCACCGCCUCGACGGCAUCGUCUACUUCGCGCACGAGGAGGGCGUCUACUCCCUGGACCUCUUCCAACGCCUGCGACAAAUCAGGAGGUUUGGCACAUGGCCUGUUCCAGUGAUCUCUGAAAACAAAAAGGAUGGUGUGGUGCUGGAGGGCCCUGUAUGUAAGCAGAAUCAAGUUGUUGGAUGGCAUACAAGUGAAGAGAACAGCACGAUCCUUAGAUUUCACGUUGCUAUGUCAGGAUUCGCAUUCAACAGCACCAUGCUCUGGGAUACCAAGCUGAGGUCCCAUGUGGCCUGGAAUUCAAUUCGCCAUCCAGAAACGGUGAAAGGAGGUUUCCAAGGAACCACGUUUGUAGAGCAACUAGUGGAGGAUGAAAGCCAGAUGGAAGGCGUGCCUGCUGACUGCUCGCAUAUAAUGAACUGGCAUGUGCCAUUUGGAUCUGAGAAUCUCGCCUAUCCUAAAGGAUGGCGAGUUGGGACGAAUCUGGAUGUGAUUAUUCCUCUUAAAUAGUACCACCAGCUAUGUUCAACAAAGCACUAACUCCUUUGACAGGCAUAUACUGUAGAAUUAAAAGCCAAGAAGCUUUGGCUUGAAUAGUGCAGAGGAUUCCCAGAUUUGACUACUUUCAAGAAGCAGCUCUUGGAAAGAGGAGGCUUCAGGUUUUGCGCAAGAUCAUGCAGAAUUUCUGCUGUUAUAGUCAGAAUUUUUGGGAAAUAUUUUGUAGGAUGAAAAUUAGUGCAGCAUCACCAAAGAAGCCAGCCAUUUCAAUGCAAAGCUGUGCAUUGUAUUUGUACAUGUUUGUAUUCAUUUUUUUAGUUCACAAGCCAAAAGGUGUUAAAUACAAAGUUUUAAAUCUUUUGCAUAGUUACUGAUUAUUUCAGGAGUUUCAGUUAAAGCAUGCGUCACUUUAUUUUGAAGUGCUGAA